CAUAUAUAUAUAGUGCGAGUUCUGCCAAAUCCUGAUUUUGAAAUCACCGAGAAAACGAAUACAGAAAGAAAGUGUCAAAGAAAAUCACAGAGAAACAAGAGAAUUCCAAUUCUUCCUUUUCAGCAUUAUUAUCACAGACAUUCAUUUGGAAAUUUGCUGACUUAGCACAAAUGGCAGGCUUAUUUCAUGACCAAAUCUUCAAUGUCCAUGGAAAUGGAGCAGGAACUGUUUCUGGGAAGGCAGAUUUCACAGGGCAGAGGAAAACCAGGGCUGGGGGAAGAAAACCACUUGGUGAUCUAUCCAAUGCAGGGAAACCCAUGAACCAAGUAGAUGGAAAGAAAGCCCUUGAUUGUUUGUUAAACUCUGGGAAAUCCUCUGUUAGCCAGGCAUCAAAACUGCUCAAGUCUAAAAACCCCACUAUCAAUGAUGAAGCUAUUUCUAAGGCAAGAAAUCCUGAGAGUAACAAGAGAACUGUGAGCAAAGCUUCUGAGAAAUCACGAACUGGUAGCAGGAAAGCGCUUUCUGACAUUUCAAACGCUGGGAAGCCACAUCUGCCGGAGGUUAAGCAGAAAAACAGCCGGAAACAAAGUGGGGAAUCUCUAGACCCUAGUGCAAUUGCUGAAGAACAAUGCUUGCACAAUCAUGAGGAAUGUAUCAAAUCACAGUUUCAAACUGUGGAUGUGCUUCAAUUUUUUAAGGAUGAUUUUGAUGAUCAGAUGACAAUUUCCUAUGAACAGCCUGCAAUUAGAAAACUUGAGUCUGAGAGUGAAUACUUGUUGGAUUUGGAGGAGGUGCCUGAGUGGUUACCUGAAGUGCAGACUCUAUCUGCUCAGCAUGGUUCUCCAGUACACUGCAAGAGUCCAAAAUUACCAAGCUGCAGCACAUUGUGGAGUGACUUUGAAGUCAAUUUCAAGUUGAUGGACACACCAAAAUUGUCUAAAAUCUGAUUUCUACUGCAACAAUGUAUAAGUGUUGAUUACCGUAGAUGUUUUGUGCCAAUCCUCUGAUGGCAAUAGAUGUGGUAUUUUUAGAGAUGACCUUAAUGUUUGUUAAGCUGUUAUCUUAGACUGAUGUUGGCAUGGUUUAUUCUGAUUACUGUAGAUAUUUUGUGCCAAUCCUCUGAUGGCAUUAGAUGUGGUGUUUUUUAGAGACCUUAAUGUUUGUUAAGCUGUUAUCUUAGACUGAUGUUGACAUGGUUUAUUCUGAUUUCUGCCCAACAUUUCAAUGAAUGAUCUUAUGCCUUUUUCUUUC
Messenger RNA from Lotus japonicus, 1251 nucleotides. RefSeq lists its product as uncharacterized. Bases 171 to 947 code for a protein of 258 amino acids. The record is from RefSeq and is a predicted model, not a curated record. Gene Ontology annotation, biological process: regulation of mitotic cell cycle. Lineage: Eukaryota; Viridiplantae; Streptophyta; Magnoliopsida; Fabales; Fabaceae. The transcript is spliced from 5 exons.